Parnassius apollo (apollo) is the source of this 1677-nucleotide messenger RNA. Lineage: Eukaryota; Metazoa; Arthropoda; Insecta; Lepidoptera; Papilionidae. The record is from the annotation of a GenBank genome assembly.
AUGAUUUUAAUUUUAAUUGUUGCUUUGUGUCACAUUCAAAAUACUAUUCAACAUACGAACUUCAACUUAACGAUCGAAAAAGAUAUGAUGAUUAAUUUUAAUAAAUCAAAUAGAUUGAAUGAUGUGAACAAUAAGCAAGAUAACGUGAAAAUCGAAUCAGAAAUUGAAGAAAUGAACAAAUUUGUAGGCAAUUUGAAAUCUAACGUUGAUCGAAUAGAAGUUUUGGAGACGGCAGGAAGUAGCAAUUACGUGUACCGACCUCUGUUUGUUUAUAGAAAAAUAGAGCACAGCAAGCGCCGGAUUACGAUGUAUAACGCUUUUGCAGAUAAUUCCAUUCUUAAGACUACUAAAAAUGUAACUCAAAAUCCACAAAUGGAAGAGAACCUUUACCAAAUAUCUAAAGAUUUGGUUUCUGCGAUAUUAACCAAAUUAGAAAUACAAGAUAAAAUUACUCGAAUCACACGAGAAGCUCUUGAUGCUCCCGGUAAGAAUAAAGGUAUAACCGCUAUAGAAACGAGACGAAUUCUAGAUUACAUAUCAAGAACAUUAUCGGGUCAUAUUUUAAGUAUCACAAGAGCAUCUACAGAACCUGAAUUGCAUCGGCUUGUAUACGGAUUAGCACAAAUAGCUGCUGAAGUAUCCAUUGUAUCAGCAUUAAAAGAUAUCACAUAUGCUACUGCAUUAUCAAAGAAACAAUCAGUUGAUUUAUUCCUGCGUAAAAAAAGAGCUAUAUCUUUAAAAGAUGAAAAUUCUACAACAUCUUCUCCGUUCGAUUCUACACCAACAAUAUUUAACAUAAUUUUAAAGAAACCAUUAUCAUCUACUCCAACAGAAACUUCGACAUUGCAGCCUAAAGAAAUUAAUAUAUAUAUUCCAAGUGCACCCUACUCUGUAAUUUCUAGUGGAGAUAAAAAACCAAUUCAUGUAAUAGCUUUAAAUCAAAAUCCAUUUGCUGUUAAAGGAUUUUUGAAUCAAACCGUUCUAGACAGAGAAAACCGAGACAGAGCUAUUAAUGAAACGGAAGUUAUUGUUCUAGAUAAGAAUAUAAAUGGGACCAAUUACAUCACCUCUAAUUCUGAUACCAUAAAUAAACAAGAAUCAAAUACUGGUAGACUCAUAGAUGAUUGGAUGGAUCCAAAAGAUAAUAUUUAUGCACUUAACCCAGAUGUCGUUGCUGAGAUGGAAAUUGAACAUUCUGAAAUCGAUGAAGAGAUCGCUAACGAAAAGAAGGAAAAGCUGAAAAUGGAAAAACUAGAAUUGAAAGCAAAAAAAGCAAUACUUUAUGCAGGUGAUGUUGCAUAUUUAACCGCUGCUAGUGUUGUCGCUAUGCGACGUGCGUUAACGGCAUCGAUUGAGGUUCAAAUGUCUGUAAAGUUUGCUAAAAAUGGUAUGUCAAAUCAUCAAGAUUUAAUGAUGAAUUUAGCAAAAACUGCUGCUCAACAGGCCGGUAAAGAAGCAAAGAGUGCAACUUCCAAGUCCCUCGCAUGUGAACGCGUGAUUAAGCUUGCUGUUAAGUAUACUGCGCAAUCUCAAGGAGCAAAACUUAACCAUGUAGCAAAUCGGAUAAUAAUGGAUACCUUGUCAUUAGCAACGCUUGCUAAAUCAAUGGCUUUUGUUUCAUCAGAUAUUGCUAUUAAUUCUCUCUAUCAAGCGACAGACAUAAAGCCCCCAUCAUGA